Oncorhynchus kisutch (coho salmon) is the source of this 8978-nucleotide messenger RNA. Its product is annotated as RAS guanyl-releasing protein 2. The record is from RefSeq and is a predicted model, not a curated record. The transcript has 17 exons. Gene Ontology annotation, biological process: Ras protein signal transduction. Gene Ontology annotation, molecular function: guanyl-nucleotide exchange factor activity; calcium ion binding. Bases 545 to 2344 code for a protein of 599 amino acids. Gene Ontology annotation, cellular component: plasma membrane. Lineage: Eukaryota; Metazoa; Chordata; Actinopteri; Salmoniformes; Salmonidae.
AUCGCCAAUAGGCGGGACUUUGAGACAGUGGAUUGAGCUAAACCAUUGCAUUGUGAACCACAUUGCAGAGCACACGUGAGUUAGUACGGCUCUAGCGAUCAACAGAAAUGACGGUAGCCUAAGCCGCAACAGGCAUCUAUUUGAACUUGGUGAUAAGUGCAGGCGGUAGUUCGUUGCACGGGCAGAAAUGUGCAUUUGGGACCUGUAGCAUCAACUCCAACGGAUCGCCUUUCUGAAACUUAUGACUUCAUUUUUUUGCGUCUUUUUCCAAGGACUUGCAAGUGAAUGCAUGGGCUUUAUCGUUUGGUUUAGGGUCUACCAAAAAGGCUAUACCCUAACAGUUAGAUCAUCGGAACAGCCAGCCUACAUGGUCUGUUAAUUUGUUUAUGAAAGGUAUCCUGGCACACAGUCUGACAUUAUUGACUGGGCAGACAUUUCGUGUGAUGGGACUCUCCAAACUCUGAAGGAGUGCAUCUGAAUUGGGAAGAGAGGGUAGAGGACAAAGAACACUGGGAAACCAGAGGAAGAGAGGAGGAGGAGAAAAAUGGAGGCCAUAUCUUUAGAUCAGUCUGCGACGGUGGAUGAGCUGGUGGAAGCAUGCAUCCAAGCCUUUGAUGAGACUGGCACUUUGAAGGACCCCUCCCUAGUGCGUAUGUUUCUUAUGAUGCACCCUUGGUACCUUCCCUCCACCGACAUGGCAAAGAAACUACUGCUCAAAUCACAGGAGGACAGCUGCACUGCUGAGCUCAGGACAAGAAUCUGCCACUUGGUGAAGUACUGGAUCAGUGAGUUCCCAGCGGAGUUCAAUCUAAACCCAGAGCUGGCAGAGCAGAUCAAAGACCUCAAGGACCUCUUGACCACUGAGGGGAACGAGCGCCAGAGUCAGCUCAUCGACAUCGACAGCGUGCCGUCAUACAAGUGGAAGCGUCAGGUGACCCAGAGGCAGCCAUCCAUGUCUAAGAAGAGGAAGAUGUCUCUGCUGUUUGACCACCUGGACUCCAGCGAGCUUGCCACACACCUCACCUACCUGGAGUACAAGUCCUUCUGCAAGAUACUGUUCCAGGACUACCACAGCUUUGUGAUGCAUGGCUGCACGGUAGACAACCCCAUCCUGGAGCGCUUCAUCACCCUCUUCAACAGUGUGUCUCAGUGGAUCCAGCUGAUGGUGCUCAGCAAGCCCACCGCCCCCCAGAGGGCUGCAGUCAUCUCCCACUUCAUCAGGGUGGCGCAGAAACUGCUCCAGCUUCAGAACUUCAACACUCUGAUGGCCGUGGUGGGGGGGCUCAGUAACAGCUCUAUAUCUCGCCUCAAAGACACCCAAUCACACAUCAGCAACGAGACCAACAAGGUGUUCAACAGCCUGAUCGAACUGGUGACGUCGUGCGGCAACUACAGCCAGUACCGACGUCGCUUCUCCGACUGCACAGGCUUCCGUUUUCCUAUCCUGGGCGUGCACCUCAAGGACCUGAUCGCCGUGCACGUGGCGCUGUCCGACUGGGCCGACCCGGACAAGAGCAGGGUCAACCUGGCCAAGAGCCAACAGCUGUAUGUUAUCCUCCAGGAGUUGGCUCUCAUCCAGACCACGCCACCCAGCAUCGAUGCCAACACAGACCUACUUAACCUACUUACGGUGUCUCUGGACCAGUACCACACAGAAGAGGAGAUCUACCAGCUGUCUCUACAGAAAGAGCCACGCAGUGCUAAACCGGCGAACUCCGGCCCCUCCCCUGCGCCUGCCCCCCAGCCAUCGAUGAUUGACGAGUGGGCUGCGUCGGUGAAGCCCAAAGCCGACCCUGCUGUCAUCAACAAACACAUAGAGAAGAUGGUGGAUUCUGUCUUCAAGAACUUUGACACUGACGGGGACGGUCACAUCUCCAGGGAGGAGUUUGAGAUCAUCAGGAACAACUUCCCCUACCUCAGCAAGUUUGGAGAACUGGACAAAAACCAAGAUGGGCAGAUCAGCCGGGAAGAGAUGAUCGACUACUUCAUGAAGGCCAGCUCUCUGCUCAACUGUAAGAUGGGCUUCAUCCACACCUUCACAGAGACCACCUACGUCAAACCCACCUUCUGUGAACACUGCGCUGGCUUUAUAUGGGGCUUCUACAAACAGGGAUACAAGUGUAAAGCGUGUGGAAUUAAUUGUCACAAGGCGUGUCGAGGUCGUCUGGCUGUGGAGUGUCGUAAACGGACCAAGAGCAUCAGCCAUGAGCAUGCCCCCUCCCUUCAGGCUCGCUCCUACAGCUUCCCGCCCCUGGCCAACACCCCACCAAGCCUACAGAACACAGUGAUUGUAGAGGAAGAUCUCCAGGCAGUGGAGGAAGGUGUGUUUGAUGUCCAUCUAUAACCAGAUGAUAACCAAUAGGCAGGCCUGGCCUGAUAUGUCCCUUCAGAAGUCCUACGUACUCUGGCAUUCAUACAGCCAAACACUGCCAGGAGGAAACAACAGUGGUCGGGAGCCAGAAGCCUGCUGGGGUCUGUUCAGCAGGGUACAACGUUACAUAAAGCAGAUACAAAUGUAUCAUCAAGUACAGAUUAUGAUUGUCUGUCGUGUAAAAGAGGGAAUCGUUUCAGCUCUAUCCAUUCCAUUUCUAUCUGCAACAUUCAGACAUGCCAUUAGGUAGAACAGAUAUGAUUGUCUGUCGUGUAAAAGAGGGAAUCGUUUCAGCUCUAUCCAUUCCAUUUCUAUCUGCAACAUUCAGACAUGCCAUUAGGUAGAACAGAUUAUGAUUGUCUGUCGUGUAAAAGAGGGAAUCGUUUCAGCUCUAUCCAUUCCAUUUCUAUCUGCAACAUUCAGACAUGCCAUUAGGUAGAACAGAUAUGAUUGUCUGUCGUGUAAAAGAGGGAAUCGUUUCAGCUCUAUCCAUUCCAUUUCUAUCUGCAACAUUCAGACAUGCCAUUAGGUAGAACAGAUUAUGAUUGUCUGUCGUGUAAAAGAGGGAAUCGUUUCAGCUCUAUCCAUUCCAUUUCUAUCUGCAACAUUCAGACAUGCCAUUAGGUAGAACAGAUUAUGAUUGUCUGUCGUGUAAAAGAGGGAAUCGUUUCAGCUCUAUCCAUUCCAUUUCUAUCUGCAACAUUCAGACAUGCCAUUAGGUAGAACAGAUAUGAUUGUCUGUCGUGUAAAAGAGGGAAUCGUUUCAGCUCUAUCCAUUCCAUUUCUAUCUGCAACAUUCAGACAUGCCAUUAGGUAGAACAGAUUAUGAUUGUCUGUCGUGUAAAAGAGGGAAUCGUUUCAGCUCUAUCCAUUCCAUUUCUAUCUGCAACAUUCAGACAUGCCAUUAGGUAGAACAGAUUAUGAUUGUCUGUCGUGUAAAAGAGGGAAUCGUUUCAGCUCUAUCCAUUCCAUUUCUAUCUGCAACAUUCAGACAUGCCAUUAGGUAGAACAGAUUAUGAUUGUCUGUCGUGUAAAAGAGGGAAUCGUUUCAGCUCUAUCCAUUCCAUUUCUAUCUGCAACAUUCAGACAUGCCAUUUGGUAGAACAGAUAUGAUUGUCUGUCGUGUAAAAGAGGGAAUCGUUUCAGCUCUAUCCAUUCCAUUUCUAUCUGCAACAUUCAGACAUGCCAUUAGGUAGAACAGAUUAUGAUUGUCUGUCGUGUAAAAGAGGGAAUCGUUUCAGCUCUAUCCAUUCCAUUUCUAUCUGCAACAUUCAGACAUGCCAUUAGGUAGAACAGAUAUGAUUGUCUGUCGUGUAAAAGAGGGAAUCGUUUCAGCUCUAUCCAUUCCAUUUCUAUCUGCAACAUUCAGACAUGCCAUUAGGUAGAACAGAUUAUGAUUGUCUGUCGUGUAAAAGAGGGAAUCGUUUCAGCUCUAUCCAUUCCAUUUCUAUCUGCAACAUUCAGACAUGCCAUUAGGUAGAACAGAUUAUGAUUGUCUGUCGUGUAAAAGAGGGAAUCGUUUCAGCUCUAUCCAUUCCAUUUCUAUCUGCAACAUUCAGACAUGCCAUUAGGUAGAACAGAUUAUGAUUGUCUGUCGUGUAAAAGAGGGAAUCGUUUCAGCUCUAUCCAUUCCAUUUCUAUCUGCAACAUUCAGACAUGCCAUUAGGUAGAACAGAUAUGAUUGUCUGUCGUGUAAAAGAGGGAAUCGUUUCAGCUCUAUCCAUUCCAUUUCUAUCUGCAACAUUCAGACAUGCCAUUAGGUAGAACAGAUUAUGAUUGUCUGUCGUGUAAAAGAGGGAAUCGUUUCAGCUCUAUCCAUUCCAUUUCUAUCUGCAACAUUCAGACAUGCCAUUAGGUAGAACAGAUAUGAUUGUCUGUCGUGUAAAAGAGGGAAUCGUUUCAGCUCUAUCCAUUCCAUUUCUAUCUGCAACAUUCAGACAUGCCAUUAGGUAGAACAGAUAUGAUUGUCUGUCAUGUAAAAGAGGGAAUCGUUUCAGCUCUAUCCAUUCCAUUUCUAUCUGCAACAUUCAGACAUGCCAUUAGGUAGAACAGAUAUGAUUGUCGGUUGUGUAGAAGAGAGAACAUUGUCCACUUUAGUCAAGGCAUGUCACUCACACUCAGAGCGAGAGAGAGAUGCCGCCACAUAGUGGAAAAAUACUGCAAAUGCAUACCUUACAUUUACUCAAGAUUUCAACUCCCUCAAUAUAAGUGAGUUUGUACAAAAUGUCUUUCUGUGUUAAAUCUAUAUUUUAAAAUGUGGAUGUAGGCCCAUGUUUUCAUAUCUCUUACCUAGUUUACCUAACACUGAAUAUAGAAAAUAAAGUCACAUUGUGUUUAGUGUGAUGUUAUUACCUUCGAGUCUAAGUGGUAUGUUUUAGCUAUGCAUUUAGCUAUAUCUUGUUAUUAUUAUGUCUAUAUUAAUAACCUAAACGAUGUCUCUCCAAAAUAUAAGAGGUGCUGUCAUUGCCAAGAUAGAAUCCAUAGGCUACAUGCCACCUGGACUUCCAACUGCUUUCUCUGGGGAGAAAAGCUUCGCUUUGUCUGAGUAUCUUGGUAUCUUGUUUCUUUGUAUAUGUAAUGGGAGAAACUUUAUAAAACACACGAUGUCCGAGAUGAAACGUUUCGGCUCCAGAACGACUGCUGCUUUCGUGGAUUGGUUAUCAAACCGCUAUCUUGCACAACAACAGCAACAACUCAAAUGGACUGUGGAACGUACAUCCUGCAUUUGAAUAGCAUUUGAAUGCUGUUGUGUUUUUGUUCUCCUGUUUGCCUGAAUAUCAAUGCUUUUCCUAUGGUAAUUUGACUGUGGUGUGUAUGCACGGUAUACUGUUGUAAUACUGUUAUGUGUCAGUGCACCCACACACGACCUUUCCUCUCAGUAACUUUCAAUGUAGUUUGAAACGGUGAAUGUUAUAUAUUGUCCUGAGAAUUGACAUCUAUUUUAACGUCUAUUUUAAUACGAGACAUGUAAGUCCAUUGUCUUAUCAAGCAUGCUUCAAGGGGAUCCACAUUUGCCAAAAUGUCUGUUAAGUGUAUUUUUAAUGUCGCACGUAUAUAUAUAUAUUUUUUUUUAAUGGCAACAUGAAAUCCUGUAGGCGAGAGACUCUCCUCAACGUAUUAGUUUUGGGGUCUGUAUCCUCUGAGGGAUAGUCCCACAAUGUUAGCUGUUUGUGUAUAUUUGAAUGAAGUGCUUCCUCUGGCUUUCAUUAAUACAGAACAUCCUGCUUCUUUACUUAUGUCCAAUACUAAACUGCCAGCCCUACCAUGGCAGUUUCCCCUCUGGACAAGGGUAUCAUUUGUUACAGUAAGGGAACUAAUGCUUUCAUCUGAUGUCUUGUUGGUAACUCUGUGGACGUGUCUCUGCUGUUUCUCAGUGUUAAAUGCUGUAGCGGUUCUCUUGUGGUGAAGGAGAGUCGGACCAAAAUGCGGCGUGUAGAUUGCGAUCCAUGUUUAAUAAACAAACGUAACAUGAAUCUAAAUACAAAGACUACAAAAACAAUAAACGUAACGAAAACAGCCUAUACUUGUGUCAACUAACACAGAUACAGGAACAAGGACACUAAGGACAAUCACCCACGACAAACUCAAAGAAUAUGGCUGCCUAAAUAUGGUUCCCAAUCAGAGACAACGAUAAACACCUGCCUCUGAUUGAGAACCACUCCAGACAGCCAUAGACUUUGCUAGAUACCCCACUAAGCUACAAUCCCAAUACUAACACCAAAACCCCAAGACAAAACACACCACAAUACAAAAACCCCAUGCCACACCCUGGCCUGACCCAAUACAUGAAGAUGAACACAAAAUACUUCGACCAGGGCGUGACAAAUGCAGAAUGCAUCACUCUGCUAUUUGUUUUAAGAAGGAUGCACAACAUGAUAGGACUAAUAGCACAGCAACCCAGUGACGCGCCGUGUGCGUUUGUGACUCUUGCAGAAUCCAUCCUGCCACACAUUCCUUGUCUAAAGUUUAUAUCCGACCCACUUUCCCUGCCAUCGUGUAGUUGCUUGACGUCCGGUAUUGGAAUUCUUAACCAGCCGGCCAUGCACUCUGUUAUUACCAAAGAAACAAAGGGCUCUAUUCAAUCCGUAUUGCACAAGUUACAGCGCAAUUGAAAUUUAAAGGCAAUGUUCCUGCGUUAGCCAAGACUGCAUUCACCGUAAACGUAGUAUGUGCCGACUCAAUCGGAAAUUAAGUUUACAUUUCUAUCCGGCAAUCUGUAAAGCUCCAGCUUCUCCCUCAUGUGGGUGCUAGCAAGCAGGCAAGGUAGUGCUAGAUACCAACAUCCAAUCAAGUAGGGUAUGGAAGCUAUAGUGAGCUUUGCUUGGACAACAGCGCUGCGAGUAUUUGCAUAAAGUUCAGCUUUCUCCAACUUUAGUCCUGCCUUGUUCACGCUCCCUCGCCCAUGUUCACAUCGCCCAACAGCCCCCCCCCGCACACUUCACUUCCCUCCUUUGAAAAUGAAUGGGGCUCCGUUGUUUCAUCGCCCCCCAAUUUGUUAUGUAGAAAUGCACUAUUUGAUUCCUCAGCUUCCAUCUCGCACAUUGAUUCAUGCAGCUAUUUCAUCUGACGUUAUUGUAUUGAAUAUUUCUGAGUUCUCUCAUGUGGGAUGAAUGGAGAGUUCAGUCUCUUAGUCUCUGUUGCUUUAUUGACUGAGCGGGGGAUGUUUCACUUAAUUUCUUAGCUGUGGUGUAAUUACAUUAGCAGAGUUGUCAAGGACUGUCUGAACUGAUGGUCAGACUGUCCUUAGAACGCACACACACCGAGGCCUGUGUUAACGCCUGCACUCAACACUAAUCAAAUUAAUUAGGUAUAUAGUGAACUGAUUACAUCACAGUGCUCUUGUUAAGAUUUUGUCCGACUUUUCACCUUGGUUUCCUCUGUCUGAAGAGAAACCGAUAACAUUACGGUGAUAGCAGUUUGAUUUGUAAUCACUCAAAGCUUAGAUGCUCAAUAGUUGUGUCUUAAACAUACACAAGCAUAUUGGUAGUCAUAUCUCACAUAUUUGCCUCUAUUCUCAAAAUCCCUAUUAAAAAAAAUCACAAUUUUAUCCAAACACUCAAGCCACCCUCAUAUACCUACUUCUAACAUCCCUGCGUGUGGCCACGGUAAUAGUAUGAUAGGAGUGUAGUCUGGCCCAUGAUUGAUACUUUCCACUCAGCUACAUGAAGGCCCGGCCUGCUCCGUCGUUUAGCUGUGGCCCUGACUGGUAUUGAUCUCAGUGACGGAAAUCGAAUAGUGCCGGAGCUAAUUACAUUGUAAUGAAGGCUGCAGGAAAUAGCCUCACGUUGUUAGCCAAUCGCCAUCAUCGACCUUGAUGUGAAGGAAUUCCGUUUGGAUCCAAAAUGGAUUCUCAGAUCCUUGGGAAGACUGGUACAGUAGAACAAGCCCUGUUGCUCUUCAGUCUACAUUGUUUCAAACCUACGGUGUCCAUAUUAGGACAGCUUCAGUCUCAGCAGUUGAGUUGAGGAUGUCCUAAUGUGGACACCGCACAGGCCCUAUUUUGAUAUUCUGGUGUGGAGUGCACUUUAGGGCUGCGAUCAAUUUAGCUUGCCCGGUACAAUGGAAGGAAUGGAAUAGUAAGGCACAUCUCAAAUACUAUUUAAAUACUGUAUGUAUUUCACCCAGCUCUGACUCAUAUGCCAUCAGAAUAAUAGAUGCUUAUUAAAGAAAAGUACACUGAGUGUACCAACAUUAGGGAAACACUUUGCUAAUAUUGAGUUGCCCUCAGAACAGCCUCAAUUUGUCAGGGCAUGGACUCUACAAGGUGUCGAAAGCGUUCCACAAGGAUGCUGGCCCAUGUUGACUCCAAUGCUAUCUGGAUGUUCUUUGGGUGGUGGACCAUUCUUGAUACACACGGGACACUUGAGCAGGAACAACCCAGCAGCGUUGCUCUUCUUGACACACUCAAACGGGUGUGCCUGGCACCUACUACCAUACCCUGUUCAAAGGCACUUAAAUCUUUUGCCUUACCCAUUCACACAGACACAAUCCAUGUCUCGAAACGUAAAAAUCCUUCUUUAACCCGUCUCCUCCCCUUCAUCUACACUGAUUGAAGUGGUUUUAACAGGUGACAACAAUAAGGGAUCUUAGACUGACCAGGCGAAUCAAGGUGAAAACUAAGUCAUGGAAAAUGUUCCUAAUGUUUUGUACACUGUAUAUUGAUUUGUAGUCUGUUUCGUUGACAUGGACGUGGAUAAUCUUGAGUGACUGACAGGGAUUUGAUUCUAUGUAGACUGUGUACAUGUGUAAAUGAUAUUGACAUUGUUAGAGUGGUAGGUCUCUCAUGUUCACCAUGUUAAAACACAUUGACUUAAUGUCUACUCAAACAGCUUGAGGAAUUAGAAAACAUACUCAUACAUGUACAUUUAGUCACAACACGGGCCCCCUAGUGGCACAGACACGUAUAUGCAGCCCCAGCAGUGUUACUAGUACCAGGAUAAACCACUUGAUGGUGCUGUUGAGCUGUUAAAAGGGAUGGGCACUCACUCAGGGGCACAGUCAUUGGGUAGAAAGAGCAUUGCACGUAGAGGAAAUGCAUAAUACAUGUUCUGUCACGAGGAAAGGGUAGCAUUCCUAUAAACACAAGUUAAUAAACGUUUUGGAUUAA